Molecule: messenger RNA, 1164 nt
Organism: Hevea brasiliensis (rubber tree)
Lineage: Eukaryota; Viridiplantae; Streptophyta; Magnoliopsida; Malpighiales; Euphorbiaceae
Exons: 1
Coding region: 1-1164 (387 amino acids)
Source: RefSeq, a predicted model, not a curated record
AUGGUUACUUAUGAGGGUGCUAGCCAAGUGAAGGAGAAUAAGAUGGAUUCUCUCAUUUGUCAAUAUGAGUUAUUCAAGAUGAAAUCGGAUGAGACCAUUAGUCAAAUGUAUGAUAGGUUUGUGCAGAUUAUAGAAGAUAUUAAAUCCCUUAGGAAGACAUUCACAAAUGAGGAGCUAGUGAAGAAGAUUCUAAGAAGUCUUCCUAAGGAGUGGCUACCCAAAGUAAUUUCACUCAAGGAUUCUAAAGACUUGAGUAAGGUGCAACUUGAUGAGCUGUUGGAAAAUCUCAUUGACUAUGAGAUGACCCUCAAAAGAGAACAAGUGGCAGAACCCAACAAGGCCAAGAAGAACAUUGCCUUCAAAGUGUUUUCUGAAAACUCUAGUGAUGAUGAUGAAGAGUUUGAUGAAGAAGAAUUGGCCCUAGUGGCAAAGAGAAUAAGGAAGAUGCUCUUCCAAAAUAAGAAGUUCAUUCCAAAGAGGAACUUCAAGAAGGACAAGGGUGAAAGUAGUAAGAGGAAACCUCUCAUAUGGUUUGAAUGCAACAACCCAGGUCACAUUAGAACGGAUUGUCCCAUAUUGAAGAAGUCUUUCAAGAAAUUCAAGAAGAAGGCUCUUAAAGCAACAUGGGAUGAAUCAAGUGACUCCGAAGAUGAGGAGAUUGGUGAUCAAGUUGCCCAAAUGUGCUUCAUAGCAAUGGAGGAAAGCUCCAAUGAGGUAACUUUAAAUGAUGAUUUUAUUGAAUUUUCUUAUGAUGAACUAGUUAGUGCUCUUAAAGUUAUGAAUAAUGAAUUAGAAUUAAGUCAUAAGAAAAAUAAACUUUUGAAAAGUGAGCUUGCUAGUUUGAGGAAGGAGAAUGAGACCUUAAUUAAGGAUGAUAAACUUUUAGAUAGUAAUGUGCAAAAAUCCUUAGAUGAGCUUUCAUUAGAAAAUGAGAAGUUGAGAAAUGAAAUUGCUGAGCUAAAAACUUCUCUCUCCAAAUUUGCUAAAGGAAAGGACAAACUUGAUGCAAUUUUGGACUCUCAAAGGUCUCCUAGCAUCAAGUAUGGACUUGGCUAUAGCAAAUUUGCCCAAGCACCUCCUAAGACCAUUUUUGUUAAAGUAUCUAGUUCUAGUGAGCCUAGUCCCCAAGUGCUUAGUCCAAAAUGGUCCAAUCCUAAAGGAUAA